CCCACACACUCACCCGCACCCACACCCCGCCCCAGCACCCACACCAUGGCCGCCUCCACCCUGUCCGUCUGCUCCAGCGACCUGAGCUACGGCGGCCGCGUCUGCCUGCCCGGCUCCGGCGACUCCUGCCCCGACCCCUCCUGGCAGGUGGACGACUGUCCCGAGAGCUACUGCGAGCCCCCCUGCUGCGCCCCGGCCUCCUGCCUGACCCCCCUCUGCACCCCUGCGAGCUGCGGGUCCAGCCCCUGCCCACCAGCCUGCCCCAGCUCCUGCCAGCCCUCGUGCGGCAGCUGCUCCCCCUGCCAGGAGGGCUGCGGUGUGUCUGUCUGCUGCAAGCCCGUCUGCUGCACCCUUGUCUGCUGCAAGCCCGUGUGCUGUGAGUCCUCCCCCUGCUGCCAGCAGUCUAGCUGCCAGCCUUCGUGCUGCAGCUCCUCCCCCUGCCAGGAAGACAGCUGUGUGUCUGUCUGCUGCAAGCCCGUCUGCUGCACCCCUGUCUGCUGCAAGCCCGUGUGCUGCACCCCUGUCUGCUGCAAGCUCGUGUGCUGCAUCCCCGUCUGCUGCCAGGCCUCCCCCUGCUGCCAGCCCAGCCCCUGCAGACCCUCCUCCUGCGUGUCCCUCCUCUGCCGCCCCGCCUCCAGCGUGUCCCUGCUGUGCCGCCCCGUGUGCUCCCGCUGAUGGGGCACGUGCCUCCGGGGAGCUGGGCACCACGGGGUACCCCCGCUCUCCCACUGCCUCCUAGGAUUUAAGCCAGCAGGAUCUGUGGGACUCAUCAGCACAGUGCUCACCCUCGGACCCUCACAAGCAGGCCUGAGCCUGUGCACAGCGUCAUGUUGUGCCCAGAUGCACCUGAGACCGCCCUCGCUGUCACUGAUGGGUCCCCAGGUUGUUUGGGACAUCCAAGCCCCUGCCCUGUCUCUGCCCCUCCGACAAGUGGUUUGCCUCCCCCCCAA
This is a messenger RNA of Canis lupus familiaris (dog), 950 nucleotides long. RefSeq names its product keratin-associated protein 10-2-like. Gene Ontology annotation, cellular component: keratin filament. Lineage: Eukaryota; Metazoa; Chordata; Mammalia; Carnivora; Canidae. The record is from RefSeq and is a predicted model, not a curated record. The transcript has 2 exons. The coding region runs from base 46 to 675 and encodes 209 amino acids.